This is a messenger RNA of Cotesia congregata, 519 nucleotides long. Lineage: Eukaryota; Metazoa; Arthropoda; Insecta; Hymenoptera; Braconidae. The record is from the annotation of a GenBank genome assembly.
AUGGACGCAACAGUGCAGCUCCAGAGCAGUGAUGAACAAAUUUUUGAAGUGGAGAUCAAAGUCGCGUUGAUGUCGGCUACCAUCAAAGUUAUGCUGGAAACUCUCGGCAUGGAGGGCGAAGUCAACGAUGAAGUGAUUCCUGUAACAAAUGUCAAGGGAACGAUCCUGGAAAAAGUUGUCGAGUGGUGCAAGAAACACGUCGACGAUGAAGAUAAACCAGAGUUAGAUGACAACCAUGAAAAAAGAUCGGAUGAUAUCCCCGAGUGGGACGUUGACUUCCUGAAAGUCGACCAGCAGACGCUCUUCGCCAUCAUCCGCGCCGCUAACUUCCUGGACAUCAAGGGGCUCAUGGACGUCACCUGCAAGACUGUCGCCAACAUGAUCAAGGGCAAAACGCCGGAGGAAAUCAGAAAAACCUUCAACAUCGUGCCGGUUCCCGCACCCGAAAAUCCUGAUGACAAGAUAGAACAAGCUUCCACUUCCAGAGAAUGUUCUGGAGAGAAAAAAUUCAAAGAAUAA